This is a messenger RNA of Chenopodium quinoa (quinoa), 1527 nucleotides long. RefSeq lists its product as uncharacterized. The coding region runs from base 299 to 1105 and encodes 268 amino acids. The record is from RefSeq and is a predicted model, not a curated record. The transcript is spliced from 4 exons. NCBI's taxonomy places the organism in Eukaryota, Viridiplantae, Streptophyta, Magnoliopsida, Caryophyllales, Amaranthaceae.
AGUCAUUAAAUUAUUUUGGUUUUUCAUAAACAUGGGAGUCGUCAAUCAAUCAAACACGCCAAAAACACAUUAUUAAAUCGUACUCCUAUUAACAUUUAACAAUACUAUAAUAUGGACCCCAAUUUCCAUGCUUCUCUCCCUCCAAUUCCAUGUAUGACUACCCACUAAUUCCCUAUUCUACUCCUACUCCUAACUCUGUCAUCUCUCUGUCACUCCUCUUUCUCUCUCCUUCUUCUUCAUCUGCUUCGCACGUCUUUCUUCUUUCUCUCUCUUAUAUUCUUCAUAAUUUUGUUAUAAUAUGGGAUCAUGUGUAUCAUCUUUCCACAAAAAUUCUGGGUCUUCUAAAGUUGAUCAAAUUUCUGUUGUUCCUGAUUCUUCGAUGCCACCCACUCCAAUCAAAGAUAAACCCACCAAUGUUGACCCUCAAUUUGUCUCCUUUAAUCGUAAAUCCCGUAUUUCUCCCUUUAAUUCUAUUUCAAGUCUUCGCAGUAUUGGUGGCAGCAAAGAUGAAACCUUUUAUGACACUCAAGGUUGGCUAGACUCGGAUUGUGAUGAUGAUUUUCAUAGUGUGAAUGGAGAUUUCACUCCUUCUCGGGGCAGUACUCCUGCCCAUCAUGAUGGAACUCCUCGACUUAGCAGAGUAUUCUCCCCACAAGUUAGUAGGGCUGUUUUUGAAGGCAAAAAACAUAUGCGUAGUGCAUCAUACCAAUCUCGAAGCAGUCCCUUAGCUCGCCGGAGCUUUUCAUCUACCACUCAAGCAACUGGAUCCUUUUCUGAAGAAGUGGUUGGUCCUAAUUCAGUUACAUCCUCAACAACUAACCCACCAACUAAGAGCAAGAAACUUCUUGAUCUUUUUAAAGAAAGCAUGAGAGAGCGUGGAGAUGUAGGCCUAACUCCAUUUCUAGAUUUGCCACCAAAACCACCAACUAGAGCCCCAUCUGGUUUGCGCUAUGUAUCUAGCAGUGAUCCUGUUGAUGAUCAUGUGCACGUAAAAGAAAAACAAGGGAGAUUUUCACAUGGCUGCUUUCCAAGAUUGGCUUAUGUCCGUAGCUUAAGUGGAAGAAAGAAGACAUCUUAUCCUCCUAUGGAUGACCUAAAAGCCUGAAAAGAGCCAGACUGCUGUGAUUCUCAGGUCAGCUGUAAUUCUCAUUUUACCCGGUGUAGGAAGAUUACACUGCUUGUGCAAUCUUCAAGGAUCGAUCUUAGUACAAUGUACAAAGUAAGUGAUAAGGCAGCUUUCAAUAAUUGAGGUGCUAAGUCUGGUCAUUUUCGAGCCUUGUAUACUUCCAUUUUUCUUGGCUUCUUGCCUUGCUAUGUAAAUAGGUACCGUGUAGAAAAUGAGGUUACGUCGAAAGAUGUUUACUAAAGUAUUUGGAAACAAUUAGUGGCUAUUCUACCUUGCCUGCCAUCAUGUCAUGUGUGUACUUAAAUCGUUACGGGGCUAAUUUAUAACCUUGUAUAUGGUUUUAAACUUAUCAAUGCUUGUAAAAAGCCUAAGCUUCUUGCUAAUAGGUCUUAAAUUGUUCA